Messenger RNA from Papaver somniferum (opium poppy), 1699 nucleotides. RefSeq names its product protein RICE SALT SENSITIVE 3-like. The transcript is spliced from 8 exons. Bases 550 to 1512 code for a protein of 320 amino acids. Lineage: Eukaryota; Viridiplantae; Streptophyta; Magnoliopsida; Ranunculales; Papaveraceae. The record is from RefSeq and is a predicted model, not a curated record.
AAUGAAAACCCUACCUAAUUAUAGUUCAUUAUCGAAUGCUUUUUAAUCUCUUAUAUAAGGCCACUUAACAAAGACUUAAGUUGUGUAUCAAUGGCUAAACGAAAAUUAAGCCAAAAUCAGGCUGUACUUUCUCUGUAUCUUGUUGUAGGAUGAAUGAGCUUAUUCGGACUGAGAAUUGAUAAGCAAAUUGAUCAAAGUUUACUGGGGUAAACCAUUUGUAGAGCGUUGUUUCAGCAUGGAGCACUGAAAUAGGCAUGCAUGGAAGGUGAAACUUCUGACGAUGUUACCGGCACGGUGGAAUACUCCCAGUCCCAGUCAAAUAAAUGAAAUUCCAAUAAAAUGUGCAAUCGGAAAAUUUGGUUGCUGCCACGUGAGAUUACCACUUAAAGGAGGUGAUGGAUAGUCAAAGAGUGACUACUACUCCCUGUAAAGGGUCUGGCAAACUACCUUUCUUGGGUGUCAGGGGGGAAGGGAAAAAAUUCAAUUGAAUGCCCUAGCUAGAUCUUUAGCUAUAUCUGAAAGCUCCCUUUGGUCAUCAUCAUCUAAUACAUGGUCCACAAAUGGAGAUGGGAUUUGCAAGAAGGAGCUUAUGACAGGUCUAGAGGAAACAGAAGAAACUGGAUAUUAGUAUGGGAAGACGGAUUCUGCAAUUUUGCAGCUUCAAUGGCCGAAGCCGAUUCGGGUGAUUCGUCGGCAUAUAACGGCAACUGUGAAUUUCAGCCCUUUAAAGGCUUACAACCUGAGCUGUUCUUUAAGAUGUCCCAUGAAAUUUACAACUAUGGAGAAGGAUUGAUUGGGAAAGUAGCUGCAGAUCGUAACCAUAAAUGGAUAUAUAAGGAUCCAAGUGAACAAGAAAUCAAUUACAUGUCUGCAUGGCACAACACUGGAGACUCUUUUCCAAGGACAUGGGAAGCUCAGUUUCAAUCUGGUAUAAAGACUAUUGCUUUGAUUGCUGUUAGAGAAGGUGUUGUGCAGUUAGGUGCUGUUCAUAAGGUUAUGGAAGACCCAAACUACAUUAUUCUUUUAAGGAAGAAGUUUUGUUAUCUCGAGAGCAUUCCUGGUGUACUCUUACCACAUCCAUCAUCAUCUUUACCGAUUCCAUAUGGUGCACCAAACACUUGGCCUUAUCUUUCUCCUCAUCCAACACCAAUGGAAUAUUUUCAUAACAAUCAUGAUCAUUUCAUGAGUAAUACUCCGCCAUUGAAGAUAACUCCUUCGAUGAGUGCUUUACAAGCACUACUCUCAAAGCUACCUUCUGUUGUACCGACAACAUCUCCUUCCUCAUCGGGCGGCUACUGUGACCAAGCAGGACAGUUUGUAUCGUCUCAAAGGCCACUGGAUCAUCAUCGUCAACUUGGAGAAAUUUCAAAGUCGGCAAAAGAGGAGAUAGAUGAAGAAUACAGACGCGGAAGAGAAGGUGGUGAAACUAGUAACUCAAUUUCAUAUCACUAUCAACAACAGCAACAAGAGCAGCAUGGCCAUUAUAACCUUAGUAAUGGUAGACUUAGCUAACAAGGGAUUGUGAUAUGUAACGUUACAUUGUUUGGAAGACAGCAACGUCAUCGAUCCGUUAGUCAUAACGGUCAAGCAACUUUUGUAUCUUUUAUAUUAUUGGAGUUAACUUGUAGUUGGUGUUUGUUUUUCCUACUUUUAGUUUGAUAUAUAAUCAAAGAUAAAACUGAAGCAAGUUUAUGCAGCA